This is a messenger RNA of Penicillium mononematosum, 507 nucleotides long. RefSeq lists its product as uncharacterized. The record is from RefSeq and is a predicted model, not a curated record. The coding region runs from base 1 to 507 and encodes 168 amino acids. NCBI's taxonomy places the organism in Eukaryota, Fungi, Ascomycota, Eurotiomycetes, Eurotiales, Aspergillaceae. The transcript has 2 exons.
AUGAGCGACUUUCCACCACCAGGGACUGUCAUCACGACAAGGGGUUUCAGAGAAGUGUGCCAAGUUGAUGGACGUACAUACUUCAGGAAGAGGGAUGCACAAGAGUGGACCGAGGACACUUCUAACCCGGAGGAGAUGAAGCCACCCGCCGAAAACCCCAAUCUCUAUCUCUAUCUCAACGAGCCUGAGUACGGCUAUGUCUACCAAGUCACCGGAGAUGCAGAGAAUAUGAAAUACGACCCGUCCACUGACAAAAUCAAUGUCGUGGACACUGGACUCACUUCCAAUGUCUACUGCCUGGCUGUUGUGUCCGAGGAUCAGGCUAGGGCGGCGAAGCUGGUGAAAUGGGCUGCGGAGCAGGAACCUCCUCCACAAGCAGAGAAUCGGAAGUCUGUUACGGAGAAUUGCCAGGGGUGGACUGUGCGUGUUAUCGCUAGGCUGGUUAAGGAGAAAAUUGUUAUGCAACAAAAGCUUGAAGUCGCAAAGUCCUUGAUGCAGGCUGUUUGA